GUUACCAGUAAAUCAGGUUUGAGCUCCAGGAUAAUGUUUUGUACACAUCUGAAGAAAAGGGUUGUCUGACACAGAAGGAAUGGAACAGGAAGCUUCUAGCCAGCAGGUAGCAAACAUGGAGGCCACAGACAUGAGCAAAGAAAAAGUGCCAAGGAGGGUGAUUCACUUUGCUAAUGGAGAUACUCUGGAUGAGUAUAGCACUGAUGAAGAAGAGGAAACUAAGCAGGAACUUAAGAAGACUUCAAUUGAAACAUCUAAACUGUCAUGGGGACCGUAUAUUUGGUUUUGUAUGGCACAACUUACCAGGGUGACUUUACAUACCUGUGAUUAUCUAGGAGAAAGAGUGACAAAUCUCUUGGGACUUAAUUCACCAAAAUACCAGUAUGCUAUUGAUGAAUACUUCAGAACUCAAAACGAGGGAUCAGCAGAUGAAGAUGGGGAGGAAGUCACAGAGAUGCAGGAGUGUAGCCAGUCUCAUGAAAAGCAACACCUUCCUCUCCAGAAUGUUGAAUAUGGUACAAUACAAAAGAACACUUCCGUGGAAGAUAUCAAUGAAGUUGCACAGCAUGGAAUUCAGAACACCGGCUAGAGUAAAGGCGAUGUCAUCAGGACUGGAAAUCUAAAACAUUCUGAAUGAAAAUAUGCAUAAGAAGCGCUGAAUGCACUUUGCCUGUUUGACUUCUUUUUGAUGUAAACCAUUUGGAAGCUGUCAGAAGUGAUAAUCAAUAUCAAUGUUGCAAUGUGAUGAUGAUUACAUACAUUAGAGCCAGCUUUUGGGUGGCUUUACAGAAUGAAUCAAACCUUGACCAGAAUUACUGAUCAGAGCUGAUCAUGUUAGUAAAGUAUAUGAGAUUUAGUUUUGAUUGGCUGAGAAUGGGAGUAAACUAGCUAACAGACUCAAGUGGCCAUCUUAAUCAGUGUUUAAAAAGACCAGAUAAAUGCUUAUAUUUCAUUACCUUAGCUCACCAGCAGGUGUCAAUAAUGUUUGUAACAGAGGUGUGCCAUGUGAAACAGUCUUAUGUGUUAGGUUAGCUGGUUCAAAAGUUGGUUAUGCUUUUUAAAAGUCUGAUUUUAGAUUAUUCUAGGCUAAAAACCAAUGAAUCAAGGAAUCAGGGAUAAAGUUGUGAUCCAAUUAAAGCUGAUGUUUGAAAUCCUACAAGGCAGGCUCCAAGAAGGAAAUAACAGGGUUUUUAAAUUAAUGUUAAAAAGUGACAGGGGAGUGGAAGUCAGUGUUAAUGAGGUGACAAUAUUUACAGGAUAUGUUGUAUUUAUAUAACAAAUCUAAAUAAACACUGCAGUGCAUUGAUUUUUAGUUUUACCGUCUCUGAAUGUGUUUGUAGAAUAGAAAUAAACAGUAAGUCUAAAUAAUGUGUUUUACACAGAUUCUGUUGCAUGCAGAACUCAUAGAGAAUGUGCCAGAAUUAAUUACCUCAGAGUACGCCUUGACCAAAUGAAAACGAAGAGGUUAAGAGGCUUGGAACCAUGAAACAGUGAAUACCUUUUAUCAUCAUUGGCCCACACCGCUUUUCUCAAACUUUAAUGCCAAACGUUUUAACUAGAGUUACAGAGGGAAAAAAAUAGGUCAUCAUGCUCAUAUUUUUUUAAAAAUGUAAGUUUAGAAACAAUAGUUUUAUAUCACUGAGACAGUGAGGGACCAGAGUUUCUGGGCUGCUAUUCAACGACAUUAAUAAUUUAGCUUCCCUGCUCUCGUUUCUUUAUCGGGAAAAACAUUGAACAGUUUAUUUACUUCAUUUUUAGACAGUUUCCGGUAAGGGCAGUUACAAUGUGGAUCAAGUAAGCUAUGCACCAGACCUUUGAAAUUAAAGUAGAGCCUUUUAGCUAGUCGGUAGCCUUUCUAAUAGAAGGGAAAAGUGUGAGUAUCAACUAGAAUCAUAAUGAUUAUGACAUCCAUAACUUCUGUAAUAGCUUAUGACUAGGAUUGCCUUCGCUUCCAUGGUGUGUUUUUGUAAGAUUGAUAACAUUUCACAGGAAAUGACUGCAGGGCUGCUGUUUUCACUAUGGUAGCGUAACCUUCUGGAGUAACUUUUUGUUUAAACCCAUAUGGGAUACUUUAAU
Molecule: messenger RNA, 2076 nt
Organism: Polyodon spathula (Mississippi paddlefish)
Lineage: Eukaryota; Metazoa; Chordata; Actinopteri; Acipenseriformes; Polyodontidae
Product: protein FAM177B-like
Exons: 5
Coding region: 80-589 (169 amino acids)
Source: RefSeq, a predicted model, not a curated record